This is a messenger RNA of Fusarium venenatum, 1119 nucleotides long. RefSeq names its product oxidoreductase. The record is from RefSeq and is a predicted model, not a curated record. Gene Ontology annotation, cellular component: cytoplasm. NCBI's taxonomy places the organism in Eukaryota, Fungi, Ascomycota, Sordariomycetes, Hypocreales, Nectriaceae. Gene Ontology annotation, molecular function: oxidoreductase activity; nucleotide binding. Gene Ontology annotation, biological process: NADPH regeneration.
AUGUCUUUUUCUAAUCCGAACCGAAUUGUGAAUGUCGGCAUUGUCGGCUGCGGCGAAAUCUCUCAGGUCGUCCAUAUCCCGACACUAUCUUUGAUGAGUAGCUGGUUUCGCAUAACCUAUGUCUGUGAUAUCUCCGCCGAUGCCCUCCAACAUUGCGCCGCUAAACUUGGCAGCACUGUCAAAACAACGCAAGACGUGUCUGAACUCUGUUCCUCUGACCAAGUUGAUGCGGUUAUCAUAGCUAAUGCGAACGAGUACCAUGUUUCGCAUGCCAUCGUGGCACUGCAGAACAACAAACAUGUUCUAGUCGAGAAGCCUCUGGCUCUUAACAUACGUGAUGCGAAAGCUCUCGAGGCAGCGGAGAAGACAAGCCGAGGAAAAGUCAUGGUCGGAUACAUGAGGCGAUAUGCUGCUCCAUUUGAAGAUGCCGUACGUGAAAUCGGAGGCAUGGACAAGAUACUCUACGCCAGAGUGCGGGACAUUAUUGGCCCUAAUUCAUACUUCGUCGAUCAAUCUGGCACUUUUCCACGAAAGUUCACAGAUAUUUCUGAAGUCGACCUCCAAGACAGAGAAAUGAGGGCUGAAGAUAUUAUGAAAACAGCUUUGCAAGAUGAAUGUGGAGGCGUUGCAGUUACACCGGACUCAGCCCGUACGUGGCGUCUUCUCAGUAAUCUUGGUUCUCACGAUCUGUCAUUGAUGAGGGAAGUCUUUGGAAUGCCCCAAAAAGUGGUGGGGUCUUCACUUGGUUUUCCUUUCUGGAAUGUGCUAUUUAAGUACGACAACUUUACGGUCUCCUACGAGUCUGGACUCGAUAACGUUCCUCGUUUCGAUGCGCACUUGGAGGUUUACGGACCUGAUAAGACUGUCAGGUUGCAGUACGAUACCCCAUAUGUCAAAGGACUUCCCGUCACCAUGCAUGUGGCAGAAAAUAUAGGCGGUGUUUAUAAAGAGUCAAUCACUCGCAGAUCAUACGAGGAUCCCUAUACUCUAGAGAUGAAAGCACUUUGGGAAAUGGUCGUAGAAGGCAAGACGGCCAAAACGACCGUGCAAGAUGCGAUGCAGGAUCUCGAGCUUUAUAUCAUGGCAAUGCGUUAUGAGCAUGGUAUUACACGAGACUAA